Eupeodes corollae is the source of this 2012-nucleotide messenger RNA. RefSeq names its product activator of 90 kDa heat shock protein ATPase homolog 1. Gene Ontology annotation, molecular function: ATPase activator activity; protein-folding chaperone binding. The record is from RefSeq and is a predicted model, not a curated record. The transcript is spliced from 4 exons. Gene Ontology annotation, cellular component: cytosol. The coding region runs from base 397 to 1485 and encodes 362 amino acids. Lineage: Eukaryota; Metazoa; Arthropoda; Insecta; Diptera; Syrphidae. Gene Ontology annotation, biological process: protein folding; positive regulation of ATP-dependent activity.
AUAGAAUUUCCCAUACAUUUUACAAGUUUUUGUUGCUAGUUUGUGUGUAAUUUAUUUUUCCACAAAGUGUGUUGGAAAGAGUUAGAAAAAUUCGCUAAAAGCUCAAUUUGCUAUUUUUCUGUCGACUACCUUUACUUGUACUUGUCAAAUGCAAAUUUUUCCUAAACUCGCUGCUAGUCGAUUGGUUUAGCUUUUCCAGUCUUCCACAAAAGAACGUGAUUUUAAAUUUUAAAAUAUAUAAAAUCAAAAAGAUAAAAACGAAUUUAAAACAAAAUCAAUAAAGAUUGAGCUCUAAAUUGAGUGCAAAAGAAAAACAAACUACAAAGUUUUCUUUGCUAAAAAGAACUUUCAUCUUUUAACUCAGAAAAACUUAUUUUCAAUUCAUUUGCAUUCAUCAUGGCCAAAUGGGGAGAAGGUGACCCACGUUGGAUUGUGGAGGAGCGUCCCGAUGCCACUAACGUCAAUAACUGGCAUUGGACUGAGAAAAACGCCACCGUAUGGUCCAAAGAAAGGCUCAAGUCUCUCUUUAGUGAUUUGAAAAUAGAUCAAAGUGGAAUUCAAUGUAUUAUUGAUAAAAUAGAGGAUUGUUCUGGUGAAGCCACCGCGAACAACAGAAAAGGAAAACUCAUCUUCUUCUACGAAUGGAACAUCCUUUUAAAAUGGUCUGGACGGUUGCCGGGAUCCAAGGAACAAUACUCUGGAAAAGCCAAAAUUCCAAAUCUUUCCGAGGAGUACAAUAUCAAUGAAAUCGAAAUUACCAUCACAAUAGACGAAUCGAACAACGAGGAUGCCGACAGAUUGAAACAAUUCAUGUACAAUGUGGGAAGGGAUGUUAUAAGAAAGCAAUUGGACACAUAUAUUAGAGAAUUGAAAGAAGAAUACUCCAAAGGUCUUAUAUUGCCUAAGAAAGGUAGUGAAAACGCUACAACACCCAAGUCUGGAGGCCAGGCCAAUAAGAGUGCCUUCAAUAACUCAUCGUCGUCGAAUUCUGCCUCAACUAAUCAAAAAGUUACUUCGCCCACCUCAAAUAAGAACGGAACUGAAUCAAAUUCCUCUGUUGGCUACAAAUUGGAUGUGAAAACAUUGACAAUGAGUGAAGACUUUGAAUGCAGUGCAUUUGAUUUGUAUAAUGCCCUUACCAAACAGGAGAUGGUGACCGCUUUUACACGGGGACCAGUCAAAAUUGAAGCAGUUCGCGGAGGAGAAUUUGCGCUUUUUGGAGGAAACAUUCAAGGAAAAUUCGAAGAGUUGGUUCCUGAAAAGAAGAUAACUCAAUCGUGGAGGCUUAAAUCCUGGCCUUCUGGCCAUUACUCGAGUGUAACAAUAGAACUUGAACAAAUGCGUGAUCAUACCCAAAUGAAACUUAAACAAUCUGGUAUCCCGUCUGCUGAAUACGACACAACUGAAACGAAUUGGAAACGAUACUAUUGGCACAGUAUCAGGCAAACCUUUGGAUUUGGACCAAUGCUAGGGAAUGGAUUAUAAAUUUCUUUUGAUAAAUAAUUAAAAUUAAAAAAAAUACUGACCCAAAGUUCAGAUUCACAAUAAAUAAAAUUAAAACAAAACAACCGUAGCAGAAUCUUAAGUUAGUUCUUUACAAAUAAAAAAAAACACAAGUUUUAUUUUAUUUUCAUUUAACGAAAACAAAUAAGCGCAUAAUUAAAUUAUUCUUAAAGCAUUCGAGGCGCCUAUUUAAACAAAAACAAACAAAGAAAAACAUAAAUAAAAGCAAUGUUAGUUCAAAAAGAUUAUUAUAAAUAAACAAUGCUUUAAGCUAGCAAGCCGAACACAAUGAUUAUUAUUAUUUAAUUUUAAUUAUCACGUUUCAUAUUCAUGUUUUUUUUUCUUUUUUAUAAAUUUUUGAAUGUGUAUUAAGAAACAAAAUAAAAUGGAAAUAAUAUUAAAAUACAUUUUUCUUUAAUGCAAAUCGAAUUUGAACAUUAUGAAACAAAAAUUUACAAUGUAUACAUUUUAAUAAAUGUUGAUUAAAAGAUCAUUCAAUGAAAUUGGUA